AUGUACAUUAGAUGCUUACAUGACGAAAGAAUUGAACAUUUUGUUUUUUUAGUAACUGUUUCAUAUCAAAUGCCAGAUUACAUUUUGAUUGAGUUCAGCACAUUUGUAGGUUUAGCACAAAGGCCUACAUUUAGUACAUGUGAAAACACUAUUCAUGUACCAACAACUUACUGCAGUUAUCAAGAGUUAAGGCAAAAUUUUGAUUUAUGUUUAUUAUCAGAUGAAGCAUAUCUUUACACAACAUAUUAA
Messenger RNA from Psylliodes chrysocephalus, 249 nucleotides. Lineage: Eukaryota; Metazoa; Arthropoda; Insecta; Coleoptera; Chrysomelidae. The record is from the annotation of a GenBank genome assembly.